This is a messenger RNA of Trichomycterus rosablanca, 6984 nucleotides long. Its product is annotated as solute carrier family 35 member C2-like. Gene Ontology annotation, molecular function: protein binding; antiporter activity. Gene Ontology annotation, cellular component: Golgi apparatus; endoplasmic reticulum-Golgi intermediate compartment; cis-Golgi network. The transcript is spliced from 52 exons. Bases 155 to 5857 code for a protein of 1900 amino acids. The record is from RefSeq and is a predicted model, not a curated record. Gene Ontology annotation, biological process: UDP-glucose transmembrane transport. Lineage: Eukaryota; Metazoa; Chordata; Actinopteri; Siluriformes; Trichomycteridae.
GCAGGUAUUUCGCGUCAUAUAUUGAUUAGUAGUGGUUAACUGUGUUACAGCGCAGUCCAACAGCUAUGGUGACUUAGUCAAGCAACUGGAAGAGGGAAAUGUCAUAAACAAGUUAGUCAUCUAAUUGCUGCCUGGAGGCAAGCAGAAGCCAGUAAUGGCUUGCCCGGUGUCCAUCAUCUGUCGGGCACUCCGCACUGUGGGCCUGGUGCUCUUUUACUAUGUCUUCUCCAUUGGGAUCACUUUCUACAACAAAUGGCUCAUGAAGGGCUUCCACUUCCCCUUGUUUAUGACCCUGGUCCACCUUACUAUAAUAUUUUGUUUAUCUGCCUUGUCACGAUGUGCCAUGCAGUGCUGGACCAAAAAGCCUCGAGUCACACUCAGCUGGAAAGACUACUUUCACAAGGUGGCACCAACAGCACUGGCAACUGCACUGGAUAUUGGAUUAUCCAACUGGAGCUUCCUUUUUAUCACUAUCAGUUUGUACACAAUGACAAAAUCAUCCGCUGUGCUCUUCAUUCUCUUUUUCUCUCUGAUCUUCAAAUUGGAGGAACCGAAUCCAUUUCUGAUCCUGGUGGUCCUGCUGAUAGCUAGUGGCUUAUUCAUGUUCACUCUGAAGUCCACUCAGUUUAAUCUGGAGGGCUUUAUCAUGGUCCUGCUGGCCUCCUUCAUCGGUGGGAUCCGCUGGACACUCACCCAGGUCCUCAUGCAGAAAGCAGAGCUCGGGCUUCAGAAUCCCAUUGACACCAUGUAUCACCUCCAACCGCUCAUGUUCAUGGGUCUGUUUCCUCUUUUUGUCUAUAACGAAGGAUUAAGUGUAGGCACUACAGAGAAGCUGUUCAGGGUGAGUGAGCUACAGCCGUUGUUAUCCUCUAUUCUGGCUCUGUCAGCGGGUGGCAUGCUGGCAUUCGGGCUUGGAUUUUCAGAGUUCCUGCUUGUGUCCCGAACCUCCAGCCUCACUCUGUCUAUUGCAGGCAUCUUUAAGGAGGUGUGCACCCUGCUGCUUGCAGUUGAAUUUAUGGGAGAUAACAUGAGCGUAGUAAACUGGCUGGGCUUUGUCGUGUGUCUGGCGGGUAUCUCGCUACACGUGGGUCUCAAGACUUACUACAGUAAAGGUAGAGCGCUGUUUCACUUACUCUUUAUUACAGGCUUGAACUUACUUUUGUGUAAUCACAUUAAUGGCUGUGUGUUGAGCGACAGGAUGACAUCCAUUGUUUGGUUAAUUCUCCUAAUGCUGGCCUCGGAGGCUCAUACCCAAGGCCGUUUAAAGCUGACCGUGUUAUCUGAAGAUCGGCUCCAGAUGAAGUGGAAAGAGGCCGAGGGGCCAGUGCAGGGUUACAAGGUCAGAGUGCGGUCAAUCUCAGACAUUCCUCAACCAGAGCUGAUGCUGACCACAACACGGGGCCGGGCAACCGUCGCGGGACUAGACUCCACACAAGAGUACCUACUGCAGGUGUUGAUGCUCAAUGGGACCAUGGAGAAACUCAUUGCUAAGAGACGCUUCACCAUCAAUGGGCUGCGGGAGGAAGAGGAGGCUCGCAGUGGAGUCCAGAAGGAGAAGAGGAAGGUCCUAUCUGGGGCUUCAGGCUCUGGUGAUUUAGACGAUGUAACUGAGGUUCUGGAGUCACUGCCCACUAUUCUCUAUCAGGAACCCACCACUAAAGAACCCCCGCCGUUGUCUGAUCAAGGGGAACAAGACGUUGAAAAGAGCGGAAAAGACAGGAAAAAGAAGAAGAAAGACAAAAAGACAAAGGAAAAGGAGGAGAAAGAUGAAAUGAGAGGGAAAGCUGCAGAAGAGGAGGACAAAGUGACAAAAACCACUCCAAUCCAACCUGUCACAGCUGGAACCUCACGGAAUCCGUUCGAGUGCAGGGCAGGAGUGCAUGCAGACCUCGUCCUUCUGGUGGAUGGUUCGUGGAGCAUCGGGCGCACCAACUUCAAGAAAGUUCGAGAAUUUCUGGAGGGUCUGGUCACUCCCUUUCACAUCGGGUCAGACGGAGUGCAGAUCGCCCUGUCUCAGUACAGUGGAGACCCUCGGACUGAGUGGCAGCUUAAUAACUUCACAUCCAGAGAGCAGCUGAUCGACGCUGUCCGAAAUUUUAGAUACAAAGGAGGAAACACUUUCACAGGUCAGGCUCUCAUUCAUGUCCUGGAGGAAAAUUUUAUAGAAGAGGCCGGGGCUCGUUCAGAUGUUCCACGGUUUCUGUUGCUGUUGACUGAUGGGAAGUCUCAGGACGAUGCCGUUGCUGCAGCCAACAAGCUGAAAAAUGCGGGAGUGGAGAUCAUCGCCGUGGGUGUUAAGAAUGCUGAUGAAGCUGAACUAAAGCAGGUGGCGUCCGAGCCUCUGGAUUUAAAUAUGUAUAAUGUGAAUGAUUUCCCUCUGCUCAGUAAACUUGUCGGCCGAUUGGUGCGCAUCCUCUGCGGAAAGAUGGAGGAGCGUGAUAAAGCAACGAGAAGAGCUAGUCCCACUGAAAACCCACUGCUGUCCUACCCGAGCCCUACGGACCUGCGCUACUCUGAACUCGGACCCAAAGAAGUGAGGUUGAGCUGGUCGAGCCCAAGCCGGUCGGUGCAACAGUACAGGGUUGUGUUUCAUAGCAGCGAGGGGUCAAACCCACAAGAGAUGGUGGUAAAUGGAUCCACUUCCACGCUGAUGCUAACCGGGCUCUCCUCACAGACACAGUACCAUGUUUCAAUCUUUCCUGUAUACGAGCACAGUGUGGGCGCUCCACUCAGAGGCAUCUUCACGACGUCGAUGCUGGCCAUGCCUGAGUCUCUGGAGGUCACUGCGUCCUCUGCCAGCAGUCUUCGAGUGAGCUGGAAGCCGGCUCCUGGAGCUACUCAGUACAUGGCACUGUACUCAGCUCUUACUGAUGGAGAGCCUGAUGAUGCUCGAGAGGUGAAGUUUAAACCCGAUGAAACUGAUGUGGUCCUGAAGGAUCUGAUGCCCUCUACAGAUUACUCGGUCACCUUGUAUGCCCUGUACGACGAAGAGCCGAGUGAUCCCGUCACCGCUGUCGCUACCACCUUCCAGUUGCCCUCUCCUCUUAAUCUACAGUUCCCAGUGGUCAGUCACAGCACACUUAAGGUCACAUGGGCACCUGGUGCAGCUGACGUUCCUGCUUACCACAUCACCUACAGCACGAAUCAUGGGAGUGAUGUCAAACAUGUGGAGGUGGUGGGUGUGAAUACGGUUUUGCUGCGGAAUUUGUCCUCACUGUCGAAAUAUCUGGUCUCUGUGCAGUCUCAAUAUCCAAAAGGCCUGUCCACACCUCUCACGGGUAACAUCACCACAUUAAAGGUGCCUUCUCCAUCUGAGCUGAAGGUCACCAACUUCUCUGACAGCACUCUGACAGUAAGCUGGGAGCCGGCUGCAAACGAUGUGACCUCAUACCUGAUUAAAUGGAUUUCUCUCAGUGGAGGAGACCUAAAGCAGCUGAAAGUAAAUGGGAAGAGUGAGGAAGCUGUGUUAGAGGGUGUUGAGGAUGAUAAGGAGUAUCAGAUCUCCCUUUCUGCCCUCUAUGCUGAUGGAGCACAGAGUGAAGCUGUGGCGAUACGAUACAGCACAUUAUCAGGAGGAGGUCCUAGCAGUUUAUCCAUUUCCGAAGAGACACCAGUAAGCAUGCUGGUCAGCUGGCUUCCUCCCAAUGCUCAUGUACAGCAGUACCACGUUGUCUACACUCCUCUGACUGGUGAUGGACGAGAGAACAAAGUAUUGCUGCCAGGCAGUGAGAAGCAAGUCCUUCUGCAGUCUCUGCAGCCUGACACUCGCUACAGUGUGCAGGUUACCGCUGAAUACCGCAACAGAGAGGGGGGCAGUGCCUCAGCACAGGGCAAAACCACCAGUCUGCGUGUGAGCAGUGUGAGUGUGGUGCGGUCUGAUCACUCUACUAUCUGCGUGUCCUGGAGGCCAGUGGCAUCAGUGACUGCAUACCGCAUUGUUAUCCAGGCCCUCAAAGAUAAGCAGAAAAAGGAGGCGACUGUAAGUGCCACCAGCAACAGUAACUGUUUCUCUGAACUGCAGCCAGAGACGGUGUAUCGCAUAAGCGUACACUCCCUUUUGGGUACAGUACAGAGCGCUGCUGUCACCAUCCUCCAUCCCACAGCUUCAGCCCCGGUAAGAGCGUAUGUUCCUCCUGGAUUACAUCCAGUAAUACGCGAAGUGUGUCCUGAAAUGACCAUAAGGAAUCAUGUGAUUCAAGGCUUUAAUAUGAUGGAGUCAUUCGGUCUGACUCCCAGAGCUCACUCCACUGUGGAGGGUGUUUCAGCAGAGCCCUUCAUCUUCACCUCAAUACCCAGCUACACCAUAUACAGAGAUGUCCAGCUGACCCAGAGUACAGGCUUCAUCCAUCCAUCAGGCUUUGCUCCAGAACACACUAUCAGCAUGGCCUUCCGUCUGCUCCAGAACUCACCCAGGGAACCCUUCGCCCUCUGGCAACUCACUGAUAAUGAUUUCCAGCCCAAAAUGGGCGUGGUGCUGGAUCCUGAGAGGAAGAUGCUGCUGUAUUUCAGUCUGGACUACAGAGGAGAAGUUCAGGAGCUGACUUUCGACCAGCCGCAAGUUCACACUCUCUUCUAUGGAAGCUUCCACAAGAUUCACUUGUCUGUUAGUCAGGUGGGCGUAUCCCUGUCGGUGGAUUGCCAGUGGGUGGGCGAGAGACCCGCCCGUCCUUCAGGAAACGUACCCACUGAUGGCUUUGAGAUGCUGGGCAAGCUAGUGAGGACUCGAGGGCCUCGGAGUGGCUCUGCAGCUUUCCAGCUUCAGUCCUUUGAGAUUGUCUGCAACACUACCUGGGCCUCAGAGGACACUUGCUGCGACCUGCCUGCUCAGAGGGAUGAAGAGAGUUGCCCUGCUUUUCCGUAUGCAUGUACCUGCACCUCCAACAUUCCAGGAGCUCCGGGUGAAUUGGGCCCUCCUGGAAAGCCUGGUCCACGUGGGCAGAAAGGAGAAAAAGGGGAGCCAGGCCAGAAGGGUGAAAAGGGCCCUCCAGGCAAAGCUGGACCUGAAGGGGACUUAGGAUCUGCAGGGUCUGUUGGCCCCCGUGGAAUGACAGUGCUUGGGAAAAUGGGGCCUCCAGGAAUUAGGGGAGAGAAAGGUGAAAUGGGAAGACCCGGAAGUCAGGGGUUACCAGGGCCACCAGGGCCAAAAGGUAACGAGGGAAGGCCAGGACCUGAGGGAAACAGAGGAGUGGAGGGUAACAUGGGACCCCGAGGACCUUUAGGACCAAAGGGUCCACCGGGUUUACGAGGCCACCCAGGGCCUGGUGGAGACAGGGGACCCCUAGGACCUGUAGGCCCCACAGGACUUCCAGGGGUUAAAGGCGAACGAGGAGAGAAGGGAGAGCCACAGUCUCUUGCCAUGAUCUACGACCUUGUUACUCAAGCCUGUGAGAAGCUGGUGCACGAUGAAGUGUUAAAGUUAGAUACCUUUCUGAAUGAGAUGCGUCGAAAUCCUGCGCCAGUUGAGGAUCCAGUUGGGCCUCCGGGAGAACCUGGAAUCCCAGGAGCCAAAGGGCCACCAGGACCCAGAGGUCCUCCAGGCAGACAAGGCAGCAGAGGGGAUUCAGGCAGAUCAGCGUAUCCUGGCGAGCAGGGUCGCAGUGGUUUGCCAGGAGAGAGUGGAGAUCCAGGUUCAAAUGUCCAAGGAUCACCAGGAAUAAAGGGUCUUGCAGGACUUCCGGGAGAAAGUAGGGUGGGGGUACCAGGCCCUCGAGGUCCAGAUGGUAAACCAGGUGUCCCUGGCAUUUCCGGAGCCGUAGGGCAACCGGGUGAAAUGGGUCCUCCUGGUGUAUGUGACAGCAGUGGGUGCCAACGAAGACCCCCUCCAGCAGAGGAUCCAUACUACGGAUACCAGCCUUAACCUGGAUACGAUGUGUAUUUACCAUGAGAGCAAAAGACAGAACAGGAGGCGAGAACUGGAUCUGCAUGCAAAAGGACAUGUUUUAUCAAAGCCAGUUUAAAAACCUGUUCGUUGCCUCAGGAUCUUCCUCGCUAUAGGAUCCAUCCAACUGACAGUCUCGUCACAUAUUUAAUACCAUGGAUCACAUUGAGAAAUUAUUGAGCAGGACUCAUUAUGUGCUGCAAGGGGGAAAAAAGCCAUUUUUUAUUGUUGGUUUAGAACAUAUUUACCUCCGAAUCUCCAAUUUCGCACUGAGAAUACCUUUGCUAUAUCUUACUAAUACUGUGGUGUAUUUUGUCGUGUUUAUGCACUAUGUGUGUGUGUUUUUAUAUGAUGUUGAAGGUUAAUUAGUAAUACUUCCACUAUUUUUGAAGUUUUCUAUAAAAUAAAUAUAAAUCAUGUACAGAUAUAUGUACACCAAAUUCAUCAUGCAAUAAUAAUACGAUGGAUCUUCAAAAAGUUUCCUCACUUAUAUUUUUGCUGGAAGCAGUGAGGGUGGGAGGAGUAGUAAUUGGUCUUGUCUGAGAGAUAGAGGGAGCUUAUAGUCCGGAUUUAGCACCAUCUGAUUUUUUAAACACUCGAAGAAGCUUUAAGGGGAAGAAGAUUUUCAUGUGAUGAUGAUGUGAAAGCAGCAGUGCAUCUGUGGCUACACGCUCAACCAAAAAUAUUUUUUGCUGAUGGCAUUAAAAAGUUGGUACGACGCUGGAAAAAAUGCACCGAAAGGUGACCAUGUAGAAAAGUUAUGUAAUUUGUUUUUGAAAUUCUUAAUAAACAGUUUAAAAAGUGCGCACACUUUUUGAAGAACCAUCGUACACAAACCACAUUCCAAAAAAAAUGGGACAAUGGCAGAUUAUGAGCAGGAAUGCUGAUGUUCUAGAUCAGUGGUCCCCAGCCACCGGGUACCGGUCCGCGGGUCAUUCAUUACCGGGCCGCGCAGAAAGAAUAAAUAAUUACUAGGGAUGUAACGAUACGCUCUACCCACGAUGUGAUGCGAUUCACGAUACUGGGUUCACGAUACGAUUUUUCCCCGAUUUUUUUUAAACUGAAAUUGAAGACAAAUUGUGACAAAGUUUCCUUUUAUUAUUUUC